Messenger RNA from Eupeodes corollae, 745 nucleotides. It is a transcript of the gene Fdx2, whose product is annotated as adrenodoxin-like protein 2, mitochondrial. Gene Ontology annotation, molecular function: 2 iron, 2 sulfur cluster binding. The record is from RefSeq and is a predicted model, not a curated record. The transcript is spliced from 2 exons. Gene Ontology annotation, biological process: positive regulation of oxidoreductase activity; P450-containing electron transport chain. Bases 126 to 587 code for a protein of 153 amino acids. Gene Ontology annotation, cellular component: mitochondrion. NCBI's taxonomy places the organism in Eukaryota, Metazoa, Arthropoda, Insecta, Diptera, Syrphidae.
GAAAACUCAUCUGCUAUCAACUUUUUGAAGAACCUAUUGCGAUAAAUUUUUAUUUUAGAAAGUCUAGGGAAGUUGGCGUAAUAAGUUGUUGACGAAUUUUAUUUUGAAUUUGUGUCUUCUAAACAAUGUUACGCACAGUCCUACAAAGCACUAAAGUGCUUCUUGCCAAGCCAAAUAAAUUUCCACAAGUAUGUACACAAUAUUCCAGAAACCUCUCAGUUACUGUUCCUAACUUCGAUAAGUCCGAAAUUCAAAUAACAUUUGUGAAAGCCAGUGGUGAAAAAAUUACCUCAAAGGCAAAAGUGGGAGACACGAUCCUAGAUGUUGUGGUAAACAAUAAUAUCGACCUGGAUGGAUUCGGAGCCUGUGAAGGUACACUCACAUGUUCAACUUGCCACUUGAUAUUUAAGCCCGCCGACUACGAAAAGCUCCCUGACAAACCUGGCGACGAAGAGCUCGAUAUGCUAGAUCUAGCCUAUGACCUCACUGAUACGUCUCGUUUGGGUUGUCAAAUAACGCUCACCAAAGAUAUGGACGGCUUAGAAGUUCAAGUUCCAGCGACUGUCAAUGACGCUCGUAGUGCGUAGCAUCGUCAGAGUCGCGCAAACUGCAAACCUGCUAUGAAUAUCUAAUUCUAGAAUCAUUUCUUUAGGUAGCUCUAUUUUCGGUGUGUUACAAUGUAAAGUUUGUAUUGUUAUGAAAUAUAAAUAAAAAACAAAGGUGCAUAUAUUUUUUUAAAAAUUAA